AUAUUGUACUUGGCUUACUAAUUUUUAGUCUGUGAGUAUAUAUGGUUAGUACCCAUUAUCGAUCAAGGCUGGUUUUCGGGGAAGUGUGAAAGUGUGUGUAUGUGCAUAUCCAUCAGUCAGGAGGAAGGAGGCGCGCGCUAACAGCUUAAAUAUGAGUGAUGGCAGUGAAUGAAGGUUAUUCUUAGAACAAAGUGACCAGAUUCGUUCCUUCUUCUUGGUGGUGGUAAUCACGCUAUUCCAUGGGGUUGUACAGAUGGUGCUUUUCUCGAGGAUGGAGGCAGAUACGUUAUAUUUCCCUCAUGAUCAUUGUUAUUCUAUGUGUGUACAUUUCACUUUGGAUGACCUUAAAACAUACCGGCAAUCUAAAACAAGGAACUUCUCAGAAGACCAUACUUAGAGACAAUGCAGUGUUAAACAGUGUGCUCAAAAACUACUCCCUCAGUCGUGAUCAGGCCUGUAACCACCCCAACUUAGACCCGUAUCACCCUUCGGUAAUGAAGUAUUUUUACGAUGUUGGUCCUCUGAAAUGCGACGAAAAUGAAAACUGGAUAGAAGUGAACAACGGAUCGUUUUGGAUAAAAGACAGCGCCAAAUCAAAACAUGAAAAAAUUUCGUGUGAUUAUUACCCUAUUUAUCGUAAAGACGAGUAUAGUUUUAAGGUGGGUGACAAACACACAUUUACUGACGGUGUCAUAAAGGCACCAACUGAUGUUAUCAAAAUUGCUUGCCAGUCGGGGCUUUUUGGACCUAAAUACUCAAAUAUACACACUACAGUUGCUUUUGAUAAAACGGUACAUGACAGAGUUAACAAAGCCUCUUAUGACGACCUUUAUAUGCCUUUAAAUGUGCUUAUGUUUGGAUUCGAUUCAGUAUCCAGAAACACGUGGUUAAGGACAUUACCAAAAACCCAUAAACACUUCACAGAAGUGUUAGGAGGAAUUCUUCUCAAGGGAUACAAUAUCGUAGGUGACGGGACACCUCAAGCUCUGCUUCCAAUUUUGACGGGACAAACGGAAAUCGAACUACCGGAAGCUCGCCGUGGUAAGCCCGGAGCAAAAGUUGUCGACGGCCAUCCCUGGGUUUGGAAAGAUUUUAAAAAGGCUGGUUAUAUGACCCAGUGGGGAGAGGAUAUGUGUUGGAUUGGGACCUUUAAUUUAAGAAUGUUGGGCUUUGAUAAACAACCAGUUGAUCAUUUUUGGCGACCGUAUUGUCAGGCUACACAAGAAAUACACAAAUAUAGUAAACCAUUUUGUCUCGGUUCAGAAAGACGACACAAAGUUAUGAUGGACUGGGUAAAAGAUGCAUUUCAAAUGUAUCAAAAUCGGUUAAAAUUUAUUUUUGCGUUUCAUUCCGAAUAUAGCCAUGAGGAUUCCAGCAAACUGAAUUGGGCUGAUGAUGAUUUGUUGGGCAUGUUGAAAUUUUUAGAGAACAAAAACUACUUGAACAAAACUGUGUUGAUUCUGAUGAGCGAUCAUGGUGCUCGAUUCCACGCAGUCAGGGAGAGCAUCCAGGGAAAGUACGAAGAGAGAAUGCCCUAUUUUGCUUUUCGUUUUCCAGAGUGGUUUUCUAAGAAAUAUCCGUCCGAAUUUAAAGCAUUCAAAGAAAAUGCAGGUAGAUUAACAACACCAUUUGAUAUACAUGAAACAUUCCUUGAUAUGAUGAAAUUUAAGAAGACAGAUACUAAAGCAGAGAAAUUACCAAGAGGGAUGAGUCUUUUCAGACCAAUACCAAAACACCGUACUUGUAGCGAUGCUGAUAUAUCACCUCAUUGGUGCGCAUGCUUAGGAUGGAACGUCACUUCCUCAGAUGAUCUCAUCACACAGAAAGCAGCAAAUUCAAUUGUGAAAUUUAUGAACAAUUUGACUACAAAUUUUAGAUCUAAAUGCCAUGAAUUGUCAUUGAAAUCUAUCAAAAAUGCUAUGGUUUUACAAUCAAAUCCAUACAUAGCGCGUUAUUUGGGUAGUGCUGACACCGAUGGGAGAGUUCCGAAGGAAUCGAAGGAUGCCAUAGACAAAAGUGCUUUGUAUCAAAUCACUUUACAAACAUCACCCGGUGAUGGAAUUUUUGAAACCACCGUGAAAUACAUCGCAAAUGAGGAUAAAUUUAUCAUCAGUGCUCAUGAAAUCAGUAGAAUUAACAAAUAUGGAAAUGCUGCAAAUUGUGUUUACAUGGACGCACCGCAUCUACGACAGUACUGCUACUGCAAGACAGUGUAAUAUGCGUGUAGGUACUUAAUGCAAUUUUUUUAUAUGGUUUAUUGAGUCAGUACAUCUACAAACUUAUACAAUACAUACAAUACAGCCCAUCCAUAUGGAAAAUUAACAUAUAUAACAUAAACAGUAACUACAACAAUUAGGACUCUAAAGGAAUAAAAAAAAAAAUGGGCACCCCUAAUUAAGUGUUCCAUUCUUUUAAACCGGCAACAAUUAUUAUCUAUGAGCUUUCAAUGAUUCAAAAUACAAAGUUAAGAUCAAUCUACAAAUGUACUGGAUUUGUAGUAUAAGUCAGUUUAGAAACUGUUCAGCACUUUCACAUCCAGUGUACUUUCUUUGCCGACAGUCGCCAUGCUUUAUAGUGUAAAUACUACUAGUCAUUGAUAUUUUUAGAGGGUUAUUCACCUUUUGGUAUUUUGAAUGUGUUCGGUAUUUUGGAUAUGAUCGGAAUUUUCACUAUUCUGGAUGUGUUCGGUAUUUUGGAUGUGUUCAAUAUUUGGAUGUGGUCGGUAUUUUGGAUGUGUGCAGUAUUUUUGGUGUGUUCGGUAUUUUGGAUGCGUUCGGUAUUUUGGAUGUGUACAGUAUUUUCGGUGUGUUCGGUAUUUUGCAUGUGAUCACUAUUUUCGAUGUGUUCGAUUCCUUGGAUGUGUGAAGUAGUUUUGGUAUGUUCGGUAUUUUGGAUGCUUGCGGUAUUUUGAAUGAUUGCAGCAUUUUUGGACGUGUUCUAGUUUCACAUAAAUUUAUGAAAAGGAUAGAGAAUGUGAGUAGUUGUGAAUGACUGACUGUCAUAGUUGCUAGUGUCUGCUUUGACUCCAGUUUUACACGAAACUAUAGGGAACUUGUGCCCAUCCCCAUCCCCACCCCAGAAUCCAUGAAGAAAUAGAAACGGGAAUAAAUGUAUAUUUACUUUUGAAUGGAGUUUUCUCAAACCUUUCAAAAAUAAUUUUACCAUUGUUAUUUUUUUUCCUUUUUCUUGGCUAAGUUAGAUUGGGAAGAAAGUAAAUGCAUUUAGAAAGUUAUAUCCUUUUCUGUAAAGAAACAUGACGAAUCUGUUGAAUAAGACGAAAACAAUUACUAUGGAUCAUUUUUAAACAUGUCUUAUCAGCAUGUUUUUGUAUAUUAAAUCCCAUUUUGAAGACAUUCAAUUCACAAAAUGGCAUUGCCUUCAAGUAUACGGGGCUUACCUGAGUAUGAAACUUUUUAACAAAUUCAAAAUACAUUUAUAACCUCUUUUAUACAUGACAUUUGUUUAAAUCAUUCCUAACAUGAUAAAGUUAAGUAAAUGUGCAAAUGUAUAUGAUUAAUGGAGAUGAAAGGCUUUGUAUAUACAUAAUGACGUCUACGUAAAUUGAAUUUUUAUCAAACUUGGCUUUAUUAUGCAUGAAGAAAGAAUAGAUCCAUAUUGAUUUUUUUUCUUUCAGGAAAUGGUUUUCACAUAAAUUUGUACAAAUGUGUAUUUUUUAAUCUUAUUUUGUUAUCAUGCUUGAGUGUUUUUUUUUUUGUGUGUGAAAAAUUGAGAUAUUGUAAACAGUUAUACAAGCCAGUUAUACAAAACACUUUAAAAAUGAUGAUAAUAAAGCUUCUAUUGAAAUGUUUUUCGUAUAGUAUCAUGAAUGCAUGAAUACGAUAUAUAUGAUUCAGUUGUAAACUGUGGAUUACAUUCUGUACAAAAUA
Molecule: messenger RNA, 3887 nt
Organism: Saccostrea echinata
Lineage: Eukaryota; Metazoa; Mollusca; Bivalvia; Ostreida; Ostreidae
Exons: 2
Coding region: 240-2216 (658 amino acids)
Source: RefSeq, a predicted model, not a curated record